Ceratitis capitata (Mediterranean fruit fly) is the source of this 1329-nucleotide messenger RNA. It is a transcript of the gene Nf-YB, whose product is annotated as nuclear transcription factor Y subunit beta. Lineage: Eukaryota; Metazoa; Arthropoda; Insecta; Diptera; Tephritidae. Gene Ontology annotation, cellular component: CCAAT-binding factor complex. Gene Ontology annotation, molecular function: RNA polymerase II cis-regulatory region sequence-specific DNA binding; DNA-binding transcription activator activity, RNA polymerase II-specific; protein heterodimerization activity. Gene Ontology annotation, biological process: regulation of transcription by RNA polymerase II. The transcript has 4 exons. The record is from RefSeq and is a predicted model, not a curated record. Bases 192 to 1190 code for a protein of 332 amino acids.
CACUAGCUGCAAAAACAAAUGCAGAAACGUAAAAGAGAGACUUGGAAUCACAGAAACGCUAUCAAUCAAAAUUUCCAUAAUAUACAUAUAUUUCCUGCUACUGAAAUCUGUAACAAAAAUAUAAUAUUCCUAGUGAGAGUAAAUUUAAUCCCAAAGUAUAAUAGUAUAUUGGAAUUUAACUAUUGUGUAAAAUGAGUACGAGUGGUGAUUCGCAACCUUACCUAAACGAUUUCAUGAUGCGAGACGAUGAGGAUGGUGUGUCGGGAGAUGAUGAAUCGGACAAUAAGCAUAGUGGCGGUAACUAUAUGCUGCGGGAACAAGAUCGUUUUCUGCCCAUAUGUAAUAUCAUCAAAAUUAUGAAGGUACCAGUACCGGAGAAUGGUAAAAUUGCUAAAGAUGCGCGUGAAUGCAUACAGGAGUGCGUUUCAGAAUUUAUAUCCUUCAUUACAUCCGAAGCCAUUGAACGGAGUAUAGCGGAAAAUCGUAAAACUGUUAAUGGUGAUGAUUUAUUAUACGCUUUUGCCAAUUUGGGUUUCGACAAUUACGUAGAACCGCUGUCUAUGUAUCUGCAUAAAUUUCGCGAGUCAACCAAGUCGGAUCGGAAUUUAUAUAAUGAGUCUAAUAUGCUACAAGAUGAUUCUUCAACUGAAUUUCCAUUUAAUGUGGACAACAACAAUGCAACAAAAUCAAUUACAACAACAACGAAUGCUAUCAACCGCACCACAACACCAGUGGCAAACACUGUUAACACUUAUUCAGAUAUGAAAUUAUUCGAAAUAAUUGAAACAAAUUCACAGCAGCAACAACAAUCGCGUCAACAAAAUAGUUUACAACAAAUUAUGCCGGCACAUAGUAUGACCAUAACACCAACAUCAUCCACAACAUCCGUACCCAUUAACAUACUAAAUGCUAGUUGCAAUCAAACAAAUGCACCAUCAACUGUUCGUGCAAUUAAUAUCGAUAAUACAACAACAACAUUUGGUUCAGUACGUCGGUCGGCACGUCUACAAACACGUCCCCAUCAGUUACCUAUUGUAACAACUGUAGCGAAUGAAACACCUGGUGCUAUAAUGAAUGCUGAUCAAUUGGUAUUUUUUGACGCUGAUGAAUUACAUCAACAUGUUUUACAACAACAACAGCAGCAACAACAACAGCAAAAUAAUAAUUGCAAUAAUUAUAUGCAUAUGUAAAGCAGUCUGAUGCCUUCAAAAAACUUGGGUUGUGCAGUUUUUACGAAUUUAAUUGUGAAAUUUUUAAAUAAGUGUGAAUGUGGAAGAAUUUGUAACUCCUUAAAUUUUAUGUCAACCAUAAUAUACUUUUUUUAAAUCA